AGGGGAACUAGAAAUACAGACCGAGCCUGUCUGUAAGAAGAUUAGAAGAGACCUAAGGAUAAACGACCGCAGACAAUAAAGAGAAGUGGACGGACCAUACAUUGUAUUUUUUACAGAAGUCAGAUUUAACCAUGAAUAAGGACACAGAGAUCGACAUGAAGGAAGUGGAGCUCAAUGAACUGGAUCCAGAGAAGCAGCCCAUGACUGGCGAUGGCCAGGCAGCAGGUGGAGAGAAGAAUGGCAGCGUCAAGCUGAAGGUCCCUGAGGACGAGGUUACAUUCACCGGCUUGUCCAAAGAGGAGCUGAUGAAGGUUGCUGGUACUCCAGGAUGGGUGCGGACCCGUUGGGUGCUUCUUGUCCUGUUUUGGCUGGGCUGGGUAGGCAUGCUGGCUGGAGCCAUUGUAAUCAUAGUGCAGGCCCCUCGCUGUAAACCCAUCCCUGAGAUGAACUGGUGGAAUGAAGGACCUCUGUACCAGAUCUCUGACCUCAUAGCUUUCUCUGAUGGAAUGGAAGGUGUUGGAGCAAAGUUGGAUGAUAUGAACCAGUUGAAGGUGAAAGGCCUGGUUCUCGGCCCUCUUCAUACCGUCCAGACUGACAAACCAGAAACACUGGAUCUUAAUGUAAUCAACCCAACCCAGGGAAACGAGAAAGAACUGGUUACUGUACUGGAGAAGGCCCACAAGAAGGGCAUUUCUGUGGUGCUUGAUCUGACUCCAAACUACCCGGGAGCUGCUUCCUGGUUCACCCCUGCUGAUUCUGGCGAUGUGAUGGAUAAACUCAAUGCUGCAGCAGAGCGCUGGCUGCGUUUGGGUGUUGAUGGCAUCAAGGUGUCUGACAUUGGUGUUGCCUCCAGCUAUCAGGACUGGUCUAAACUGCAAGCUGUUGUCCAGGGCAACCGCACUGAGGACACCAAGAAGAGGGUCUUGAUGGGUGUAGUUGAAGGUCUUUCGGCUGAAAUGGUGUCUCAGCUCGUCAAUACCACUGGUGUAGAUCUCGUCCUGUCUGACCUCCUCAGCAGCAAUAGUGGAGGUGUGGAGCGCAUUAAGGACAUGGACACCCUUCACUCUCAGCAGAGAAGUCUAGGCUGGGGUCUAGGUGCCACCAAACUGGUCCAGCUGUCUCAAGUAGCCAAAACUCCAUCCCUGAUCCGUCUCUACCACCUACUGCUCUUCACCAUGCCUGGAACCCCAGUGUUUACCUAUGGAGAUGAGAUUGGCCUUCACGGUGUAAACUCUUCUAAGAUGGUUUGGGAUGUAGAGAAGAAACCUGCUGAGGGAGCAGCUGUUAGUGAGGCUGCUGAGGCAGAGCGGAAGGAGCAGGCUGCUUUAAGGAAGUGGUUCAGAUCUCUCAGCGAGUUGCGAGGCAAAGAGCGCUCUCUCCUCCACGGCGACUACUAUCCUCUCUACUCCUCCGCCUCCUCCCUCUCUUUCCUCCGUCUGUGGGACCAGAGCGAGAGAUUUAUAACGGCUGUUAACUGGGGAGAACAACCUGAGACACUCAAAAUCUCACUGGCACCUACAGAGGGAGUAGAGUUGCCAGAGACAGCCAAGGUGAAGUUCUCAGCUGAAACAAACUCCACAGCAGACUUCCCAGUAGACUCCACAAUCAGCCUGGACAAAAUCACCCUGCAACCUGGACAAGCCAUCCUGCUGCAGUUCCCCUAUAUGGGCUAAAGAUGGUGCCAAACUGUAGGAAAGCUGCCUACAGACUAGCCCUGUUAAGAAGAAUUAAAGGCAGUCCUAAUCCUUAGGAAUAAAAUGGCAUGUUUAAAAGAAACAGGGCUUUAUCUCUUCACCAUAAUAAAUAGGACUUUCUAUCAGUUUAUUUAGUCAGAACAGAAAUAAAUUGGGUUAAAGAAGAUCUGCCUUACAUUUGCAGAAUGUUGACCAGUAUAAAACCUGGGCUUUUAUAAAGAUAACACACUUUUUUUAAGUUUAUUUUUGUGUUGUUUUCUUUUCUUUUUUUUUUUUGUUCUUUGGAAAAGAUGCAGCCACCUCAGACAUGCACUCAUCAAUUGAGCUUUUUGUCCAUUUGUGAUCUUUUAUUGUUGAUGCUCUGUAUAUUGUCCAGAUGUGUGAAAAACAUUCCAUUCCAUUCUUUGGGCAUUUCUUUAGCAGACCUUGUGGGGGGUUUUUUAAUUAUAGAUUUUAAGAAAUUCUGUUUUUGUGACAGUUUUACUUUCUUCAUGGCCCUUUUUUCUCACUGAAUGGCACACGGGAGAACAAGUUAACUUUGAACAUGUGCGGUGAAUCGGUUUGAGGUAUUUUAAGAGUGCUAGUAAACAAAAUUGUUGCAAGUGGCUUCAGGUCUGUCAAGUGAACUGAAUCGGAAAUGAAUAAACGGAAAGUUCUGUACCGAC
This is a messenger RNA of Seriola dumerili (greater amberjack), 2359 nucleotides long. It is a transcript of the gene slc3a2a, whose product is annotated as solute carrier family 3 member 2. The transcript has 11 exons. The record is from RefSeq and is a predicted model, not a curated record. Gene Ontology annotation, biological process: carbohydrate metabolic process; amino acid transport. Lineage: Eukaryota; Metazoa; Chordata; Actinopteri; Carangiformes; Carangidae. The coding region runs from base 132 to 1673 and encodes 513 amino acids.